Dermacentor albipictus is the source of this 1119-nucleotide messenger RNA. The record is from RefSeq and is a predicted model, not a curated record. Lineage: Eukaryota; Metazoa; Arthropoda; Arachnida; Ixodida; Ixodidae.
AUGAUGCCUUCAGGGCUCUCUCUAUCUCUUGUGGACACAGCCGAGCUGAAGCUGCCCGACCUGAACAGGGAGUUCGUAGUCCAAGCUGACGCGAGCGACCUGGGAAUAGGUGCGGUGCUGCUCCAAGAACAUGAGGACGUUCUUCGGCCAGUGGCCUUUGCCAGCCGGUCGUUGACGUCCGCAGAGCGUAACUAUUCCGUGAACGAACGCCGCGGAAUAGCGUUCGCUCUGCGUAAGUUCGAUCACUACGUCGACGGAGUGCCUUUUGUUGUUGAAACGGAUCACAUGGCGCUCACCUGGCUGAAGCGCUUGCGCGAGCCCUCAGGCCGCCUCGCGCGCUGGGCAUUGACGUUACAGCGAUACAACUUUGGUGUUCGCUAUCGGAAGGGGAACACAAACGUGGUGGCCGACGCCUUGUCGCGCGCCCCCAUUUCAGACCCGGACACCUUUGACCGGCACCCCUCCGCGACAACGCUUCUGAACGAAGCCGGAGCCCUUGUCUCCAAUGGCACGGAAGGAGCGAGUUCAGGCGGCUGUGCGGCCUAUAAGCCGCCGUCGCCGGGCGAAAGUGCGUACCUGCUGGUCCCUGUAACGUCCAUGGGUAUCACAUUCAGCAGACGGGAGCUGCUGGAAGCUCAGCGGAACGACCCAUUUUGUCAGCAAAUCACUGACGAGCUCGAAAAAGAGCACAGCUCCGAAAGGGAGCGAGGCGGCAACGCCGAUGGGCGCCAAUUGACAGCUGGUAUUGCUGUUGGCGCCGGGUGCGACGCAGCUGGUGUUGCUGCAGGCACGUUGGAUUCGUAUCUGCUGGAUGGAGUGCUCCUGCGCUACAUCCCAUCUGAAGAGGCUCCUAAUGAGUCCUUUAAGGUGGUGAUCCCCCGCAGUCUACGGAGGGCCACGUUGAGCUAUUUCCAUGACUCGUGGUUGGCCGGACACGCGAGUGGCCGUAAGACUUCUAAGUUGUGCCGCUCCGCAACCUGGCCAGGCAUGAAGCGUGAUGUACUUCAUUAUUCUCGCUCGUGCCGCGUGUGUCAGAGUGUGAAGCCCCGUGGUGGCAAACCCCCCCGGCCUCAUGCAGCCGAUCGACAGCCAGCUACCCUGGCAAAUCGCGGCCUGUGA